Amoebophrya sp. A25 is the source of this 1772-nucleotide messenger RNA. Lineage: Eukaryota; Dinophyceae; Syndiniales; Amoebophryaceae. The record is from the annotation of a GenBank genome assembly.
CCUUGAGCAUGCAUUAGGGCAUGGAAAAACCGAGUGAGUCGGAGGCUGGAACAAGGAUUAUUUUCGUAAUUCACAAGUAGCAAAUCUGCUUCUGCAGCGAGGUAACCCAAGAAAGAUGAAGGAGAUUUUAUUUUGCGGUUCCAUUGAUUUGGGUUAGGAUGCUUGCAGGCUCGCUUUCGGUGGAUUUGUCAUUCGAAGUUCCACACCUGUCUGUCUCUGUCCGAUGAGGGUGCUGGCGAGUAGCAGAACAAGAGGCCACCGACGCGCAGCCGCGUUGCUGCAUAAAGUGCGGCCGUCAGUCGCUUGUCUGGGUAGCAGAUUAGAAGGCAUAAAUGCAGAAAAGCUUCAUUCUGUUCAUUCACAAUCCCCGACUAGAGGAUGCAAUGUUCUGGUUCGUACCUUCUCUUUCGUUCGCGCAGCUCCAGAUCCGUCCACAAGCGCGCCUGCCCUGAGCAUCACGCCAUUAGAGGUUUUAGCUUUGCCCGAGCUUCGUUUCCGAGGAAGGUUGGUUGUGAUCGCAUCACAGGCGACUGAGCGACAGCACGAAGCACUCAUUCGCCAACACUUUUUCAAGCCAGGAGCGCUCGUAGGGUUUGAUUCAGAAGCAAAACCGGCCCUUUUUGGUCGCAGAAACCGUACUGCGCUCAUCCAGAUGGCCACGGAUGAGCUAUGCGUUGUCUGGCGCAACCCUCUCUUUGUGCAGCGAAACAAGGAGAAGCUAGGAUGCGAAGACUCUUCUAGAUCAACGUCUUCAGAAUCUUCCUCAUCUAGACCGUCUCCAUCGUCAAAGUCUGAGGAGUCGGAGUUUUUCUUCCCUUUGCUGACAGAAAUCCUGGAAGCAUCGUCGAUGAAAAAAGUGGCGCAGGGCGCGAACGGCGAAUUAGAACAGCUUAGUCGGGAAUUCGCGAUCGACGCACGCAAUUUUGUCUGCCUCUUCGAGAUCGCGCACCAGUUACAAACGAAUCCCCGGAGUCUACAGGGCCUAGUCGGUAUCUUUCUGAGGCAUCGACUGAAGAAGGACUUGCGCUGCUCGAACUGGGAACGAGAAGCACUAACAAAAGCGCAACUCGACUAUGCAGCCUGCGACGCGUACGCUGCUCACGCGGUGCUGCACCACUUGCGUACGCGUCAUACAGGCAGUGCGCGACUCCCAUGCAGUUUCGAGCGCGUACACGGCGCCACGGGGAUCGGCAGGACAGUGCGAGAUGUAUUGCGGGAACGCGACGACGGGAUUAGUUCACUCAAUGCAAGCCUUUCCCAAACGCAUGCCGAUGUUGAGAAUGCCCCUGUACUAGCAUCUUCCGUUUCAUCUGAUGAGGAAGAACUCGAAGAAAAGAAAGUCGAUGCUCCAGAAGUGAACUCCUCAGAACUACAAGAGGGACAUCCACAUCAUUCAGCAAUGCUCUUAUCGGGUGACGUGUUGCAACAGCUCACACAGCUUUGUGCAAAACGUGGUCUACGACUUAGAUCUGAAGGCUUCGAACUGGGAGAGCGUGGUCGCGGGUUUGUAGCGAGUUUCUCGCUUAAGGGGAAAAGGUAUGUGUCACGAGAAGCGCACGCAUCGAUAAGAGAAGCUCAGCGUGACUGUGCGAGGCUCAUUAUGAACGCAAUUUGGCCAGCACCCGCACCAAGAACAACUAAUUGUCUUUCCGAACAAGAGGAGAGGCCGGUUCAAUAUGUGGGGCAAGAUUAUUAAACCUGCAUGUUCUGGUUCAAACCACACAUAAUGAUGCCUUGGCAGGCACCGAAGAUUACGCCGAUCUAGUACUCAC